This is a messenger RNA of Asparagus officinalis (garden asparagus), 672 nucleotides long. RefSeq lists its product as uncharacterized. The record is from RefSeq and is a predicted model, not a curated record. Bases 71 to 553 code for a protein of 160 amino acids. NCBI's taxonomy places the organism in Eukaryota, Viridiplantae, Streptophyta, Magnoliopsida, Asparagales, Asparagaceae. The transcript has a single exon.
GUAUCUUGCAUCUGAGGGGGGCGAGGAGGUCAGGGUUUCGAUUUUUCGAGAAGGGGGGUUGCAGAGUCUUAUGCAGAUCGUCCUCGAAUCGAAAAAUUUAGAUGUGUUGGAACACGGACUGAGGGCGAUGCAAGCGUUAUCGACCUUCCUUCCUGCAGCUCGAGCAAUGGCUUGUUCUUCUGAAUUCUUCGUUCACAUAGCUGAACUCAUAAGGACCGGAAAUAUCCAGGUCCAACAAACAUCAGCUUCUUUGCUUACAUCACUAUCUCCAAAGGAAGAAAUUAGGCGAUCAAUGGCCGAAUGCAUGCCAUCUCUAAUUAAAAUGCUCGAGUUGCCGAAGCCUGUGAGCGCGCAAGAGAUCGCAGCUGAAGCUUUGGCUUGUUUGCUAUCAGCUAGACCGAAUAGAAUAGAAUUUAGUCGAGAUCUGAAGAGCAUGACGAAGCUCGUUCAGAUGUUGGAUCCGAGAAGGGAAGAAAUCUGCAAGAAAUUUCCCGUGUCGGUCGUGCUUGCAUUGGCUGCUAGACGGCAGCGAUGCAGGAAGAGGUUGACAUGAACUGGGGGAGUUGUCAAGCAGCUGCAAAAGCUUGUUGAUGGUGGCGAUGUCCACCGGAGCAAAGAGGCGUUGAAGUUGAUCGCAGGUAGUAGGUUGAAGAAUCUCUUCUCCAUUGAGCU